GACACAAGUCACAAGGUUUGAACACAAAGGUCACGUUAACGUUCGGUCAGACAUCGCCAACAUGCUCCCCAGACCGGACGUCUUCCUCCUCGUCCUCUGCCUCUUCGGCGCGACGCAGGCGCUGUACAAGCAGUGGAUCCCCGACACCAACUACGAGAACCGCAGCAACUGGAACACGGGGGUGGUCCCGUGCGGCCGCGACCGGGUGGCGUUCCCCGCCCCGGGGAGUGUGUACGUGGAGACGGCCCACUCGGUGCAGGAGAUGAUCCUGCCCUCCGACGGCGAGCUGCUCCUCCACGCGGGGGCCGGCUUCUACGUCGGGGGGGCCGAGGAGCCGGGGUGUGGGGCGGGCGCGGACGCCACCUUCAGGGACUCGGACGCCCUGCGGUGGUUCGACCCCGCCCUGUGGCGCGCCGCCCUGACCCCGGACGACCUGGAGACGGGGCGCCACGGCGUCUUCUCGGUCCACGAGGAGAGCGUCCCGUGCGAGCGGGACGACGUGGUCUUCAGGGCCGCCACCUCCUUCAGGGUGGACACCUCGUCCAGCGGCGGCGGCGUCACGGUGAGGAGCGUCUCCGUCCUGGGGCAGACGUUCAGCCGCCAGGCGGACCUCGCCCGCUACCUGGGCUCCGCCUCCGGCCGCGCCCAGUUCCACGGCGGCUCGCCGCUCGCCGUGGAGCCGUCGGGCUGCGCCGACCCCGCCGGCUGUGUGUGCGACAACUCGGCCAACCGGGGCCGCAUCUGCGGGGGGGUGGCGUGCCCCCCGGCCCCGCCCUGCCGGCGGCCCCUCCGGCCGGCGGGGCACUGCUGUGACGUGUGCGGCGCCCUGCUCUCCGUCCGCUUCGCCCCCGGGUUCAGCCUGCUGUCCUACCGCCGGCGGGUGCGGCAGCGGUUCCUGGAGCGGCCCGAGUACGCCGCCGUGCAGCUCGCCAUGUCCCGGGUCCCCGGGGCCCCGCCCCUGACGGGGCUGCUGCUGCGGGGCGCCGCCGCCGACGACCGCAUCCAGGUGGUGGUCCUGGACGGGGGGGCCGGCCUGCUGGCCGAGGCGCUGGCCCGGGACCUCCUGACCGACGUCGACGCCCACGGCGCCGAACUCGGGAUCCUAGGGGCGGAGAUCGGGGCGUCCUCCGGGAACGGGGGCGGCACGGCGGGGGGCCUGGCGGGGGCCCUGGUGGGGGCCUUCUUUGGGGUCCUGCUUCUGGUUCUGGUCGGCGUGGGCGGGGUCGUCCUCAGGAGGAGGGGCUGGAGGCCCCCCAGCGUCGCCAUGCCGACCAUGCCUUCCAUGCCCGCCAUGCCGUGGCUCCGCCGUGCGACCGUCGACGAGGCCCUUGGGGGGCCCAUGGACGCUGGCUUUGAGAACCCCAUGUUCGACACGCCCGGACUGAUGCCCGCCGUACCGGGUAUCUACGGGGCGGAGAUGACCCCCAUCUCCAUGACGACGCAGGGGGUGUACUUCGUCAACCCGGCUUAUGAAGAUCACGAAACUGAUUUAACUGUUUGAGGCUAAGCCUAAUGAAACUGGUUUAACUGUUUGAGACCUGGCUUAAUGAAACUGGUUUAACUGUUUGAGACCUGGCUUAAUGAAACUGGUUUGACUGUUUGAGACCUGGUUUAAUGAAACUGGUUUAACUGUUUGAGACCUGGCUUAAUGAAACUGGUUUAACUGUUUUAAGACCUGGCUUAAUGAAACUGGCUUAACUGUUUGGGCCUUGGCUUAAUGAAACUGGUUUAACUGUUUGGGCCUUGGCUUAAUGAAACUGGUUUAACUGUUUGAGACCUGGCUUAAUGAAACUGGUUAACUCUUUGAGACCUGGCUUAAUGAAACUGAUUUAACUGUUGGAGACGUCACUUAAUGAAACUGAUUUAAUAGUUUGAGACUCAAUCCAGGGGAAGAUUUUUUCCCUGUUGGUUUCUGUCCAAUACAUGUGAUUGAGACACAAAAUCUGCAACGGUGAAAAAGUAAAUAAUUUCUGCAGCAUUACAUUGAAACAUAAAUAAUCUAUAUUCUAUAUAUUGAUUACAAUGUGUCUCAUUAUUAAUAUGUUCACUAUAUCUACAUUGUUUUUUUUGCCUCUGAAAUGUAUCACAUAUAAUACCUAUAGGCCUACAAAGGGAGAAAUUCAAUGCAAUACAAACAUUUACAAACCUGUGUUGGCAUUUACUCUGCGUCAGUCAAAGCGACAGUGGCCUGCAGAGUGACCGUAGCCAAGAUCCUGUUCAAGUUAAGGCACACACUUUGAAUUACUUUUCUAAUUCUAAUGGGGUCCAAAUAGUCGAUAUUCAAUAUUCAAAACGAGGGCCAGUAAUACCAUAACAAGAUGGUAGUUUGUCUACAAACACACAGGGACCUUAUAUGGGUGCUGUGGCGAACUGGGACGUUUUGAGACCCUUUUAACAUAAUAAUACGAAUGAUGAAAAUCAAGUGACAACUGACAUCCACUUAGAUUACCCUGCACUUUAAUGCAAUAAAGUGCAGCACGUAGGAUUUUCCUCAAACGUAAACUGGAAAGCUGGAAAAUGUUUAAUUAAAAGAGUUUGCUGUGGAAUAA
This is a messenger RNA of Gadus macrocephalus (Pacific cod), 2549 nucleotides long. RefSeq names its product amnion associated transmembrane protein (gene amn). Lineage: Eukaryota; Metazoa; Chordata; Actinopteri; Gadiformes; Gadidae. The transcript has a single exon. Bases 62 to 1501 code for a protein of 479 amino acids. Gene Ontology annotation, biological process: intracellular protein localization; receptor-mediated endocytosis. Gene Ontology annotation, cellular component: endocytic vesicle; apical plasma membrane. The record is from RefSeq and is a predicted model, not a curated record.